AUGAAUACUUCUGACAAUGAAACCGACAACAAUACCGCGUCAACAAUGGCGCAGGGUCAGAAUGUACGGGCUCCGACCAUCAACAACGCCCAUCAGAACGGGAUUGCCCCUGAAAAGCCGAUAAUGGAGCCCAUAGCCAUUUGCGGCAUGGCAAUGAGGCUUCCUGGCGGCAUCAAAGACGCUGCCGGUUUCUGGGAUAUGCUCUACAACGGACGUAGUGGCCGCUGUGAAGUACCCAAGCACCGUUACAAUGCCGAUGCCUGGUACGGACCCGGCAAGCUCGGUCACAUACCCAGCAAGUACGGCUACUUCCUUGACGAUAUUGACCUAGGCAAUACAGACUCAUCCUUUUGGUCGAUGACGAAGCAAGAGAUCGAGGCCAUGGAUCCUCAGCAAAGGCUGACUCUGGAAGUCGUCUAUGAAUGCCUACAAAGUGCCGGGCAGAAGCCCAACGAGCUUCGAGGCCGGAAAAUCGGUGUAUACGUAGGCACAUUUGAGGGUGAUUGGAUGGAACUAGAUGGCCGUGAUACCCAACAUUAUCACAUGUACCGCCUAACGGGAUAUGGCGAUUAUAUGUCCGCUAACCGAAUUCAUUACGAAUUCGGAUUCAUGGGUCCCAGUGCACUCUGCCAGACCUUCGAUGCCAACGCAGACGGUUACGCCCGCGGAGAGGCCGUGUCUGCUGUCUAUGUGAAGAAGUUGAGCGAUGCUAUUAGGGACGGGGACCCGGUAAGGUCUGUCAUCCGUUCGACAUGCAUCAACGCUGGGGGCAGAUCUUCGACUCUCACUGCGCCAAACACGGCCGCCCACGAGGCUUUGAUUAGACGCGGCCACGAGCUUGCAGGCAUCUCGGAUCUCUCCAAGACUGCUAUGGUGGAGUGUCAUGGCACUGGAACAGCGGUCGGCGAUCCUAUCGAAGCGCUUGCGGUAGCCAAUGUCUUUGGAGACCACGGAAUAUACAUAGGAUCGGUGAAAACGAAUUUGGGCCACAGCGAGGGCGCUUCAGGACUGUCGAGUUUGUUAAAGAUGUCCUUGGCGUUGGAGAAUCAGACCAUCCCACCGAAUCUGAAUUUCAGAACGCCAAAUCCUAAGAUCCCUUUCAAAGAACGCAAGCUCACGGUCCCUACCGAACCCCUACCCUGGCCUGAAGAUCGUGACUACACCGUCGCGGUGAACAGCUUCGGGAUCGGGGGCUCAAAUGCCCAUGUCGUGCUCUCAUCUGCGACAUCAUUUGGCGUCGAGAAAAAUCUACACAACAACUCAGACGUCAUUGACCCGAGGACUAACCCCUAUCUUCUACUAUUUUCAGCCAAGCAUCCAAAGGCGUUGAAGAAAAUGGUUGAUGAUCAUCAGGCCUAUCACGUCUCGAAUCCUUCGCGCCUUGCAGAUAUGAGCUACUCGUUGGGCUUGAAGCGGGAAGCAUUGAACCAUCGAGCUUUCGUCAUCACAGAUGGAGCUAAUGACUGGAGCCCUGUGUACUCAUCACGGCCUCUUCCGCGUGAGCCGCCCAAGAUAGUCUUUGUCUUUGGGGGUCAAGGGGCCCAGUGGGCCGAAAUGGGCAAGGAACUGAUCAUGAAUGUCCCCAAAUUCCGGGCUAGUCUUGAAGCCAUGGAUGAUAUCUUGCAUAGGCUUCCAGAUGGACCAACAUGGAAUUUAAUCGAUGAGAUGUUGGCCGCCAAUAAGACUAGUCGUAUCAACCAGGCAGAAUUGUCGCAGCCUUGUAGUACAGCCAUCCAGGUGGCGCUCGUCCAGCUCCUCGAGCACUACGGCGUACGACCCGACAUGGUUGUCGGGCAUUCCAGCGGCGAAAUUGCUGCGGCAUACUCCUGCGGCUCGAUCUCAGCAAGUGAUGCGAUCGCGGUGGCCUACUAUCGCGGGAAAGUCAUGUUGGAAGAAGCCGGCAACACUAAGGCAACGCCGGGUCGAAUGGCUGCAAUCGGCCUUGGACCGGAUCAGGUCCAGCCAUAUCUGGCAAAGGGAGUGUUGAUCGGCUGUGAGAACAGUCCCGAAAGCACGACUAUCACUGGUGACCAGGAUGCAGUCGAGAGAGCUAUGCAGACAAUAAAGGACGCAAACCCAGAUGUAUUCGUCCGUGCCCUUCGAGUUGACAGGGCCUACCACUCGCAUCAUAUGCAGGAACUAGCAUCGCGAUAUCUGCACCUCAUGCCCGACGUCAGCACUCCAAAAGACCCGCAGACAGCGUUCUAUUCCAGCGUGACUUGUCAAAAGAUAUGCAGUGGUGCCGAGCUCGGUACGCAGUAUUGGGUAGACAACCUUACCUCGCCAGUACGGUUCUCUACUGCGGUCAAUAAAAUUCUGCUCGAGCCAGAACGCAAGACUUUUGUCGAGAUAGGGCCACACGCAUCGCUGGCUGGUCCUAUACGACAGAUCUUCAAAGCCGCCAGCACAAAAAAUGCCGAUUACACGAGUAUAUUAACACGGGGCCAAGACUCACAUGCCAGCCUUCUCAAAGCCUUAGGGGAGCUCUGGUCGGGGAACCAUGGUUUGGAUCUCAGCGCUAUUUUCGGCACAUGUGGUACCUUUUUGACAGACCUGCCGCUGUAUCCGUGGCAUUAUGAGGAGACACUUUGGAAUGAAAGCCGUCUGGCCCGCGAGUGGCGUCUCCGCGAGUUUCCGCACCACGACAUCCUGGGUUCGCGAGUCUUGGAGAGCACCGACCACACUCCCACCUGGCGCAACCUGCUCCGCCUGGAUGUGGUGCCUUGGAUCAAGGACCAUGAGAUAUCCGGCGAAAUUGUCUUCCCUGGUGUCGGAUACAUCGCUAUGGCCGGCGAAGCAAUUCGGCAGCUCACGGGCACCAGCGACUUCACCGCGCGGCGAGUCCAUAUUAAAGCAGCCAUGAUCUUGAAACAGGACACAUCGGCUCUCGAGGUGGUCACUCAACUGCAGAAGAUACCACUGACGAGUUCUUAUGAGUCGGAAUGGUACAGUUUCAGUAUUUCCAGCCAUCAGAAUGGCGGCUGGCUGAAGCACGCGUCGGGAGAGGUCCGCGCAAAUCAAUGGCUAGAGCGAGAGCCUGCCGUGCCAGACCUCACCCCUCUUCCUCGCCUCGUAUCGACCAAAGCUUGGUACAGAAAAUUCCGGUCCAUGGGUAUCGAAUAUGGACCGCGAUUCGUCGGCCUCAAGGACAUCUCUGUUGACACACAGGAGCCCCAACUCGUUGCGAGCGUGACCAAUCACGUCGGCGAUGGAGAGUCGCCUUACGCAAUACACCCUGCCACGCUUGAUUGUGUUCUGCAAGCCGUGGCACCGGCUGUGAGCUGCGGACUCACACGACGAAUGAAAGCCGUUGGGAUUCCGUCAUACAUCGAGGAGAUAUACAUUUGCCCACCCGCAUCGCCCGAGAUGACUAUGCACGUUAUAGCAUCAGAGUCGCCGAGAAACGCGUACACUGGGGACGCGACAGUGGUCUCAAAUGGGGAGAUGGUUGCACGGCUGAAAGGAGUACAAAUGUCUUUCAUUGGUGACUCUGGUAACGAUACCGAGGAAGACUUGCAUGCAGCUGUUGAGCUCGAGUGGAAGGAAGCUAUCAACUUCAUGGAUUCCGCGCCUCUGAUACGUCAGGCCAAGGACAGACGAGAAGUCCAUGCCCUUCUGGACAAAUUUUCAGCUAUAUGCAUGCUGGAGACAAAUCACCGUCUUUCAGGGGCCAUUCCAACCCAAGUCCAUUUUGAGAAGUAUCGCGACUGGCUGAAUAGUGUCGCAGCCGAAAUCGAGGCUCGAACAUGUUUAAGCCCGGAAGAAGACGAGAGAAUAGUUAACAUGGACUCCGACUCGCGUGAGAAUACCAUUGCUUCACUACAUGCCCAGCUCAUGCGAACAGAGGCACACGCUGCAGCUGAAGCGAUUUACAGGAUCACAAAAGACUGCGUCUCCAUCUUCGAGGGCAACACCGACGUGCUAGCCCUGCUACUAGAUGGUAACUUGCUGCACGAGCUCUAUGACUUCAUGCAGAACUCGGACUACACAGCAUUCCUCGACCUUGUGGCCCAUCAGAAGCCCAGCCUCAAGGUCCUGGAGAUAGGUGCCGGCACUGGGGGUACUACAGCUACUGUCUUGCCUGCCUUCCAGUCCGCUUAUGGCGAACGGGGCAGAGAGCGGUUCAAGGGCUAUGCCAGUAUCGAUUACGCGAUCCUUGAUAUUUCUAAGGACCCGUUGGGGCAGGGCUUCGAGCCUGAAAGCUUCGACUUCAUUAUUGCUUGUAAUGUCCUUCAUGCCACGCCCGUCAUUAACGAAACGUUGUCGCAUGUUCGCAAGCUAUUGCAUCCCCGUGGCAGACUCUUUUUACAGGAGCUGUGCCCCAGGACCAAAUGGAUCAACAUGGUCAUGGGUGUCCUCCCGGGCUGGUGGCUUGGAUCAGAGGACGGGCGCCUCACGGAACCGUACAUCAGCAGUGAGCGCUGGGACGCAGAGCUCCGCCGGGCUGGAUUUGCAGGUGCAGAAACCGUGGCAUAUGACGGCUACCUGAACAACAAUAUCAUCGCCAUGCCGGCCGAGAUCGAGGUCCAUUCAAAACGUGUGACACUGCUACAUAUUGGCCAUACACCCGGGUCGGAGCUCGACGUCCUUAUUUCUGAGCUCCAUAGCGCCGGGUUCAGCGUUGAUAUGCACCCCUUUGGCAGUCUUGAUGCCCUACCGCCCAAACAAGAUGUGAUCGCAGCACUUGAUAUCACGCGGCCUUUUUUCCACGACCUCACGGAGGAGCAGCUCGCACAGUUCCAGGGCCUGCUCAGGCAGGCGAGUGGCGGACAGUGCGGUGUGCUUUGGGUCACAGGCACGAGCCAGGUCGCCUGUGUCGAUCCGCGCUAUGCACCUGCCAUCGGCGUAGCCCGCGUGCUACGGACCGAGACGAACAUUGACAUCGCAACACUGGAGCUGGAAGACUUCGUGCAAGGACUUUCGUUCGUGCCCAAAGUCCUGGCCGAGUUCCAGCGCCGGUCUGGAGGGCAGGAGGCUGGGUCCGUGAGCCCCGAGGCUGAAUGGGCCGUGGCUGGCGGGAAAUUACUCAUUGGCCGAUAUCAUUUUGUCAAGGUUCCAGAGCAGCUCAAAGGUGGCGCGUCUGAAGGGGCAGAAAGCUCUCUGAGGGUCAUCAAGAAGCUGGAGCAGCACCGAGCCGGUCUUGCCAGCACAUUGUUUUGGAAGGAGACACCGCAACCAAGAUUGUGUGCCAAUAUGGUGAGGGUGAAGGUAAUGGCUGUUGGGAUGAAUUUCAAGGACGUGCUCAUCUCAGUGGGAGUUGUCGCCGAGCCAUCCGCAAUAGGAAGAGGCUUGGGCUGCGAGUGCAGCGGUGUCAUUACGGACAUAGGGCCCGGCGUGUCCAAGCACCGCGUGGGCGAUCGCGUGGUUGUAUGCUCCAGUGGAUCAUUCACUACAAGCAUGGACGUCUCCGAGCACCUUUGCGUCACCGCCCCAGACACCAUGACAUUCGAGCAAGCUGCCAGCAUGCCCGUAGUAUACAGUACGGCCAUAUACUGUCUACUUGAUGCUGCAAGACUAGCUAAAGGGAUGUCCGUUCUGAUCCAUUCGGCAGCUGGUGGUGUAGGAAUCGCAGCAAUUCAGAUUGCUCAGAUGGUUGGUGCUGAGGCAAGCAAAUUCCCUCUCUGCGCGCUCUUGGGUUCUUUGAAGCUUACAUUAAAAUCUGCGCAGAUCUACUGCACGGUAGGCACCCAAGAGAAGAUCGACUUCCUCACGGCCAGGUUUGGGAUCCCGCGUCAUAAAAUUUUCAACUCACGCGAUACCAGCUUCCUGGACGGGGUCAAACAAGUGACUAGAGGCAGAGGUGUCGACGUCGUUUUGAAUGCUCUAUCUGGUGAACUUCUACAUGCCUCGUGGAACUGCGUUGCCGAGUGCGGAACGUUUGUCGAGAUUGGGCGCCGUGACUUCGUGGGCCACGGGAAGCUGGCGAUGGAGGGAUUCUUGUCGAACCGGACGUUCGUGGGCUUUGACUUGUCGCAUCUCGGCGAGGAGCGACCCCUUAUUGCAGGAAGCCUCUUACGCCGCGCCGUUGAGUUCUAUCAACAGGGCUUUAUCGAGCCAAUCUACCCCUUGAAGACGCUCAGUGCCUGUACGAUCUCAGAGCCAAUUCGGAAUAUGCAGAAGGGGGACCACAUAGGAAAACUGGUUGUGAGCAUGCCACAUGAUCACAAGGAUCUCCCGUCGGAGACAGGGUAUGAUGAGUUGUGCCUUCGGAGCGAUGGCGCAUACCUCUUUGUGGGUGGCCUGGGCGGCCUGGGGCGCUCUACCACUACCUGGCUUGUCGAGAAAGGCGCAAGAAAUCUUGUGCUCUUUUCGCGCUCCGCCGGGCAGCUACGUGACGACGAUCCCUUUGUCCAGGAACUCCAGAGUCUGGGUUGUACAGUCACUAGGGUGUCUGGUUAUGUGACUAUUUACGAAGACGUCGUGCGUGCCAUGAAAGCAGCGGGCAAACCUAUUAUUGGCAUUUUGCAAGCAUCAAUGGUUUUGCAGGACUCAAGCCUCGACGACAUGUCGUGGGCCCAGUGGAUCGCAGCAUCUCGGCCCAAGAUCCAGGGAACAUGGAACCUGCAUAACGCCCUCCUACACGAGCAGGAAGACCAGCCGGUGGAGCACUUCCUUCUCUUUAGCUCCCUGGGCGCGAUGACAGGCCAAUGGGGUCAGGCAAACUACAACGCGGGAAACAGCUUUUUGGACGCCUUCGUCUCGUUCCGCCACUCACUCGGCCUAUCCGCCAGCGUCAUUAAUAUCGGCGUCGUAGGCGACGUUGGCUACGUAAGUGAACACCCCUCCGUGCUGGAUUCCCUAAGGGCCACGGGGCAGUAUAUCAUGAGGGAGCCGGAGCUGCUGGACUGCCUGGAGCUCACGCUCAAGCGGUCGGGGCCAGCACCAUACGACACGGCGGCACGACAAGACCGUGACAAGAAACAAUUAUCGGGUCCUGGGACCUUUCGCUACGUCCAACCCUCGCAACUCGGGACUGGCUUGCGCUCGCUGCUGCCCAUCACGGCGCCCAAUAACCGGACGCCGUGGCGUAGAGACCCGCGCAUGCUCGUCUACCGCAACGUGGAGCAGGGCGCCGGCGCCGACGCCACCUCAACGGAUCCCGCAUCCUCGACCGAGAAGGAGCUGAGCAAGUUCCUCCGUGACAUCGCGUCCAACAUGGCGCUGCUGAAGUCGGACGAGGCGGCAACCCUGCUCGCGCGCGAGAUCGGCAGGACCCUGCUGGGGUUUAUGAUGCGAGCCGAGGGGGAGCUUGAUCUCAAUGCGUCGCUGGGAGCUAUUGGCAUCGACUCUUUGGUCAGCAUUGAGCUGAAGAAUUGGAUACGGAGGAGGUUGGGCGCGGAGGUGACGGUGCUUGAGAUUGUGCGUGCGGACAGCCUGGUUCAAGUUGGUGAGAUUGUUCGGGGAAAGUUGAUUGAGAAGUAUCAGGCCAGACGAUGA
Diaporthe amygdali is the source of this 7437-nucleotide messenger RNA. RefSeq lists its product as uncharacterized. Gene Ontology annotation, biological process: fatty acid biosynthetic process; secondary metabolite biosynthetic process. The record is from RefSeq and is a predicted model, not a curated record. The transcript has 15 exons. The coding region runs from base 1 to 7437 and encodes 2478 amino acids. Gene Ontology annotation, molecular function: fatty acid synthase activity; oxidoreductase activity; phosphopantetheine binding. NCBI's taxonomy places the organism in Eukaryota, Fungi, Ascomycota, Sordariomycetes, Diaporthales, Diaporthaceae.